AUAUGUUGGUGACAAAGAAUGUUUGCUCAUGAAUGCAACAACAAAUGAGUUUUACGGUAUAGGACUUUAUCAGCUACAGGAUGGGCGUGUUUCUGAUAACGGCUAUAUACGCUGUCUAAUGCAAGGCUCUUAUGUGGGGAAUCAGAAUGUCAGUUUCCUCAUCGAUGUCUACGGAAGAUCUAAACCAGACUUGGCCACAAAGUAUCAAAGUGCAGGAAAAGAUAUAUUCAUGAUCCAGACAUAUGCUGUCAUAGAGCGUAUCACUCCGAAUGUAGUGAGCGUUAACGGUGGAGCCAACAUCACCAUCCACGGACGAAACUUCGAUCAGACUGAUGCAAAUGCCAUAGUCCUUGUCGGAGAAGUGGCAUGUUCACCACUGACCUUCCACAAUAGCAGCAUGAUGACCUGUAUCACUCCUGUUAAACCAGCUGGGACAGCAGCAGACAAACAACCAGGUAAGGUCACGAAAUUAACAUCAUUAAAAACAGGAAUAACAUCGAACCGAUUUAAUGGAAUAGCUGAAAUGGAAGGAUUGACAUUUCAAUCUGAGGACGAGGUGUGA
Pecten maximus is the source of this 562-nucleotide messenger RNA. RefSeq names its product fibrocystin-L-like. Lineage: Eukaryota; Metazoa; Mollusca; Bivalvia; Pectinida; Pectinidae. The transcript is spliced from 7 exons. The coding region runs from base 29 to 562 and encodes 177 amino acids. The record is from RefSeq and is a predicted model, not a curated record.